UGUAAUACAAUUCAUAUGUGUAGUUGUGUUGUAAUUUUGUGAUAGUGCGACUUUUGAUUAGGGUAAAACAAAGGCGAAUAUCACCUUUAAAAAGCAUCAAAACGGAAUAAAUGCAGCUGCAAAAGCAACAUUUGAAAUAUGAGUCGAAAGGGAGCAACAGAACCAAAUGAUAUAUCGUUAAUCAUUGGAACUUUACCGAAACGGCUGCAGAACAAAUUCGCUGCCAGCUGUAGUCAACACAGCCACGCAGCAGAGGACGCUGAAAAUGCGGAACCAGCAACAGCGCCAGCGCCAGCGACGACAAGGCCAGUCACAAUUUUGAGCAAGCCAAAGUGCAAUAAUGCUGGAAGUACGCUUGCGCCCGUUUUGGAUACCAGCGGGUGCAGCGGCAGUGGCAACGGCAGUUUGGAGCGUACACCAGGCAUAUUGCGUGUCUCAGUGGCAGCAAGUGCAGCAACAGCUAGCAAAGCCACUCGUAGACGUGAGCGCGAUCGCAAUCACUCGACGCGUCUACAGCAGCAAAUGCCAUUGUCUCCGCUGUCACGUGUGCGUUUGACUACUGAGCAUCCAGUGUGGUUUGAGCAUCUAUUGACGAUGCCCAAUGCCAGGAUCAUAGUGCAGUUAUACGAUCAGCUAAUGGUGCUGCAACAACGCAAUUUAAUUGUUACUAACUGGAAGAGCUUUUGCUCUUUGCAUAAGCAACUGCAGGAGGCAUUUUCUUGCUUAGUGCUGGAGCAGUUAAAGUUUGUGAGCGAGCACAAGGUGGAUGCAUUCUUUUGGAAAUUACUUUUUUACAAUACUCGUGAGCAUUUGAAGCGCCAGCGUGCGGAGCUGGCCAACAAUCAUCUGCUGCCGCUCAUUGAGAACUCGCUUAAGUUUUAUCGCACGCUUUAUGAUAAGCUUAUAACCAAGUAUAUGUCGCGUUGUGAGGGCGCCUUGAAAAUUGUAGCUCAACGCUUGCUUAUUUGCUUGGGCGACUUGUCGCGCUACCGAGCCAACCAGCUGCAAGUCACAGACUUUGCCGAGGCGUGCAAGUAUUAUCAGCGCGCUCAGGAGCUGCUGCCUAACAAUGGUGCGCCCUACAAUCAGCUGGCUAUUGUAGCCAUUUACAACCACAAGCGCUUCGAUGCUGUUUAUUAUUAUAUGCGCAGUCUGCUGACUUCCAAUGCCAUACAAUCGGCCAAGGAGUGUCUGCUGGAUUUGUUUGAUGAAAUACGCCGCAAGUAUGAGGAAACUGAAAUGAAACAAUCUCCAUUGCAUUGUGCUGCUGGCAAAUCUAACAAAUCCAAGCAAAUGCGCAGAGAAGUUUGGAUAUAUCCCGAUGGCAUAAGACGUUUGCAUCGCACAGAUGUCAAGGGCAACAAGCUAAAGUCCAAAACUGUUACUGCUGAAGUAAAUCGCUAUGACCAAAUGCCGGCUGAGGAGCUGAUGCCGCGCAUAAUGUCCUUGUAUUUGUACUUAGUGGGCAAACUCUUCACGGGCACAGACAUGGAAUGCAUGUAUCAGCUGCUGGGAAAAUUGCAAAUUCAACUUGGUGCUGCCUUGAAACAUGAAAACCUUUGGACAAGAAACAAAAUUUUAAAAAUUGUAGCGCUGAAUAUAUUUGUUUUGGAGCAUAACAAGGCAAAAGAUAAUCGUCGUGAAACGCGUUAUCAUAGCUUCAACUUUGCCAACACUUUGUUUGGUCUUAUGCUAAGCAAAGCUAAUGAAUUGCUUGCUUAUUAUGCUGAUAACUCAAUCGAGCUGCUUAGAGAUUCAAACUGUACACGCAUUAACACUUACCUACAGUUUGUUAAGAUUUACAUACAAUGGCUGACAAAAAAUGUAGAUCUAUGGGAGCCUGUGCGCACAGAAGAACACACCAUCAUUGACUGCUGGGCCGAGCUACUAACAUUAUUCGAAUAUGCUGAACGCAUUACGGAAACAUUUGCUGCACAAAUCGAACAACCAGCAAAGAUUAUUUUGGACGAGGAUAUUGUCUUGAGCGGCUUUGAACCUUUAGGCCGCCAAUCCAUUGGUAGACGUCCCAGUCAUCAGUACAGUGAAUGCGAGCAAUUUAUUGAACGCAUGCGCAAAAUCUCGCAGUUUCAGGAGUUUUAUUUAAACAAUGAGGACUCCCUGCAGCUGCCACUGGAUUCAAGCUUCUCAGUUGAGGACAUAAAUGCUGCUAUGCAAGUGGCCUUAAAUGUAUUUGAAUCCGAAAACUGUGCCGCACCAGUGCAAAGCAAUGCAGUGACGUCUAAAGUGGAGCACGAUUUUGAUAAUGUAGAUGCUGAUGUUACAGAGCUCUGCAGAUUGAAGAAAGAGCUGGAGGCCAAGGCAAAAGCACAACAAAUGUGCAACAGUAAACUGGAAGAAAUCUUAAAGUUGGUGGAUACCAAAUUGUAUAUAGAGGUGCGUCCACGUUAUUUGCUGCCCGACACCAACUGCUUUAUUGAUUGCCUGGAGGAUAUUGAAAAGUUAUCUAUGGAAUUUACACGCUUUACGCUUAUUAUACCACUGACAGUGGUAAAAGAGCUAGAUGGUUUAUCCAAAGGCGUCAAACUGGACUCGUAUCGCAGCUCAAAGCAAACACAACGCAUACAUCACUUUGAUGAGGUGUCAAGUCGUGCGAAAAAGUCGCUUGAGUUUAUCAAAACGGCUAAAGCGAAUGUUAGAUGUGCCACAACCAAAGGCUCGUUUAUCAAUGCUUCGUUGUUUUCGUUGGUUGAGGAGGAAUAUGCAUCCAAUGAUGACAAGAUUUUGGCUACAGCAGUUGCUGUCUCCAAAACUGUUAGCUCUGAGCAGUGCAGAGAUGGCAAAUGCUUCAUACGCACUGAGCUGGUGCUGAUAACAACCGAUCGUAACUUGCGCGUUAAAGCCUUGCCGCGUAAUCUGGCUGUAAGCGCUUUGGAUGAGUUUUUGCAAUGGGCCAAGGAGUCGACUAGCAACGAGUGAGAUUUCCUAACUGAUGCGGACAACAAUUGUACUAGGUUCAUGCAACGCUGCCCCUGCUUGCUGUGACGAGCGAGCUCUGCGCAGUCCUAUAAUUAACAUCAGAAGACAUAUACAUUUGACAUGUGUGUUGUGGUCGAGUGCUGCAGCAUAUGUAAACUAAGACAGACAGACAUUGAUUGGGGGUCGCUCUGCUAGAAGGCGUGACAAGUGGCACUUAUGAGUAUUUUGCCGAACCAAAUUGUAGGGGGUUCAACCCGUAUGCCGUUCGACAUAUCAGUAAUUGCUUCCCGAAAAUAUUCUUCUCAAUUGUAUUUUGUGACCUAUGACAAAGAAAAUCAAAUUAAAUUUAAUCA
Molecule: messenger RNA, 3290 nt
Organism: Drosophila busckii
Lineage: Eukaryota; Metazoa; Arthropoda; Insecta; Diptera; Drosophilidae
Gene: Smg6
Product: telomerase-binding protein EST1A
Exons: 10
Coding region: 139-2937 (932 amino acids)
Biological process (GO): nuclear-transcribed mRNA catabolic process, nonsense-mediated decay
Cellular component (GO): telomerase holoenzyme complex
Molecular function (GO): telomeric repeat DNA binding; protein binding; telomerase RNA binding
Source: RefSeq, a predicted model, not a curated record